AUGAUUGGGCAGACGCUGAAAACGAUCGGCGAAGGGGACGAGUUGGAUGAUGAGGAGUUGUUGAUGAACCAAUUUCGCGCGAAACUCGGGUUAGGGAUCGAAAAUAACUCUACUAGCACUGCAGGUACGGGAGGACAAGCCGGUGCUCAACACCAGCAAAGCGCUCUUCCUUCCUCUUCUCAAACCCCAUUCACCUCGAACAUCGCUCUAGCCAUAUCAAAUGCAAAAAUGUCUGGGUCUGGAAGAAUGCAACUUGUCAUGCUAAAUCCGAAGCAGGCAAAAAACUGUGUUGCAUGCUUGCCAAAAGUUGUACACUUUUGACCUAAAAAUCGAGAGGCAGUUUCUCAUGCAGGAUAGGCAUGAGAGAGAUCGCACAGAAUCUGUCAUGCUAGGUCCUGCAUUCCGGGCUUCCUGGAUCAUGAAAAAACUGCAUGACAAAUCUGGCAAUCUUCCAGACCCAGACAUUUUUACAUUUCAGAAGCUAGAGCGCAAGACAGCAACCUCCGCCAAGAUCAACAAACCAUGACCUCUAUCCUGUGCAAAAGUAUCGCACUCGUGUUGCAAUCAUGCAUUACAAAUCCUUGUGUUAAGCUAAAUCCGCAUUAAAAAUUUUAUUUCUCAUGCUGAGGAAAUUUGUAAUGCAUUUAUACGAGUGCGAUACUUUUGCAGUUCAUAACCUCCUCCCUGGCCUCCACGAUCCAACAAGGGGGGAUUAGGCUGGACCUGCAGGCACGGAAUUCCGUGGAACAGGAGAUUUUGGUUGUAUCACAGGAAAUAAAAGCGUUAACGUGAACGGAAUUUGCCGUGCAGUAUAUGCAUAUAGAAACGGAGUGCCCAAGUUUGUAUUGCUUAGCAUGCAUGAUACAGAAAGUUUGUUAUGCAUGAGUGCAAAAGUGCCAACGUGAACGUUGACACUUUUUUCCUUGAUAGGUUUUCGACACCUUUCACCGAAUCCAGCACGAGACCACGAAAAUCAUGAACAAGUGGAAUUUGAAAAGACAGAAAAAUGACUACGACAGCUUCAGCCAGGCGAAGAGGGAAAAAGAGGACGAAAUCGAAAAAUCGCAGAUCAGAAGAGCGGUCAACGCGAUCAACCAGGAAACGCACUACGUGAAGGUGGGAAAGCUACAGGAGAUCGUGCGGGAGAUUUUUUUUGGAGAAGAUAUCGUGAAUAAUCAAAAGAACGAAUCGGAGCAGGAGGAAGGUGAGAAGGAGAACAAAGACAAAGAAAACAAAAGGAUCCGGUUUUACGAGAAAGCCACUGAGGAGAGCAACGCCGCGAUUCAAAAAGGUAAAGGCUGGAUGAGCAAUAAAGGAAACGGAAAAAUGGACGGCAAUGAACUACAUAAUCACUGCCACAACAUGGAAAUGCGCUCUUGGGAGGAGUGUCAGCGCAUGAAGCAAGCUUAUGCGAAUUUCAAGUGGGAGCAAGAUUUCCAAAGAUCGCGAACCGACCCACACUAUGAAGUGCAAAAGUAUCGUACUCGUAUAAAUGCAUGACAAAUUUUCUUAGCAUGAGAAAUAAGAUUUGUAAUACCGAUUUACCUUAAAAAUGAGAUUUGUAAUGCAUCACUGCAAUACGAGUACGAUACUUUUGCACAGGAUACACACUGGGCGCAGACGAAGCGGAAAAUAGAGAACAAGCAGUGGAAGUCGCGGAAAAGGCUGGAAGAGAUCGCAUGGCAGUUAGGGAUGAGCGCCGUUCCGGAUGAAGAGGAGCGGGCGUGGGUGAACAAGCAAAGGAAAAUAAUCGCGGAUAGUACUAGAGUGAAGGAAGCAAAAACGCCAGACGGUGGCGGAACUGUUGCAUUCUCCGGAUUCGGUCCAGAAGCAUCUAGUACUUCAACUUCAACAUCAGCCACAACAACUUCCCAACUCUUGCCGAACGAGUGCAAGGUCUUAGUUUUCGUCAACACCCAGAAAUCCGCUGUGGAGAUCGCCCACACUCUUUACCACGACUACGGGUACCAAACGGAUUCGAUUCACGGUGGCGAUUUGCAGGAAAGGCGCGACAACUGCAUCAACCAAUUUCGGUCCGGCGAGACGAAAAUUUUGAUCGCGACAGAUGUCAUCGCCCGGGGGGUGGAUAUUUCGGGGAUCACCCACGUUGUUUUGUUCGAUUUUCCCCAGCAAACUUCCGAGUACAUCCACAGGAUUGGGCGGACCGCGAGGGGGGAAUUUGGUCGAGGCUACGCGAUCACGUUUUUCGAGUACUGGGAGAACAUACCAGAGGCGGCGACGGAAUUGAUUGAGAUUCUGAAGAAAUCGGAGCAAUUUGUCCCGGAAGAAUUGUUGGAAAUCGAUCAGCAAGUGAAGCUGGGAAUCAGAAAGCCGAAACACGUGACGAGAAGCUGGGAGUCGCAGUGGGCAGCGCCGCGGUUUAACCGGUUAGACGACGGGGCGGAAUACGGGAAAAGCUUUUACGAGUUGCACAUGAUUUUGCAACAGCCGGGGAUGAUGGGCGGUGGUGGACAAGACGCAGGCAGUGCGUCAUCGUCGUCUGCAACGGCAGGGGCUUCUCAGCUGCAGGACCUACAAGAACUUCUCUCAGGCAACAAUUCAUCUUCUGCGGCGCACCAAGGUGCACAGCCUGCACAUUUGAUGUCGGGCGAUGGAGGCUCUGGUGGAGGAGAACUUCUUGAUCCUGCAGAGAAUGAUCCGGUAGUAGUCGCCCCGCCAACGAAUCUGUUCACCCUGAAAGACCCCCAACAGAGAAGGGAGAAAAGAUUAGCGAGAGCGGCGAAGGCUGCGAAUCUUCGGGAUGUUGGUGAGAUCAAAGGCACAGAAGGUGGGGAAGGCUCUGCCAUGGUGGUGGGUAGUAAAGGCCCUGCAACUGUUGCAGAAAGUGAAAGACAAGCAGCAGGAGCAGGUGCUUCAUCCUCUAGCAGCGUCGUUGUACAACCCGCCUCGGUCCCGGCGGCAAGCACUAGCACUUCUUCGAAUACAACAACAACUUUAGAUGCAGCGGAACAAGGAGGUGUGGCUGCAGGCGGAAGUGGCAUUGAAAUGCCUGGCGAAGUAGAUGAUAUUAAGAGAAAACCACAGGUACUAGGCCACACCGUCCCCGACCCACCUCCGGCUCUUCACCAUCGUCGUUCCGCCACGCCGCCCCUGACCUCCGCUGGCAAUCAACUGUUCAACCUGAAAGAGAAGAGGAGGCCGCCGCGUGCUGUGCGUCGAGUGGACGAUACCAGUGCGUCGCGAAACAAAUCUCCUCACCAGGAGUGAAGGAAUAAGAGUUAUUCCUUGCUUCCAUCACUGGUUCUGGCAUUCUUUUACAGAAAUUUUCGGCACGCCUGGAGCUGCCGUUUUGCUGAAACUAAGUUUUACCUUGUCCUGGUUUAUUGCGGUUCGAGACGUAGCUAAACCGAAUUCAUCGAAUAUGUAGCUUUAGCUUGAUUUCAUUCCAGUAUUACCGUCUCUUCAAAUGAACUGACCCCCUUUCGAGUAUGAAAAAAAUAUAAACGAACCUGGUGAAAAUGAAACAAAAAGCGGAACCUAAAGUAAAAGAGAACUAAAACCCCUGGGCGUAAGUGCGACCCUUUUUAGUUCUUCGCUAAUUUAAUGGCUUUAUUUUUUUGGAGCGACCGCUUCUGCUGUUUACGUUUUGCACAAACUCCUUACUACAUCAGCGACGCAAAACAUUAUGUACAAGAAAUAUUUGCUGUUUAUAUAUGCAAUGAGUUGGAAGAACCGACGAAACAGAAAAUCGAAGCGAAACUUGACGAUACUUGACCAAUUUUGCGAGAA
Molecule: messenger RNA, 3750 nt
Organism: Amoebophrya sp. A120
Lineage: Eukaryota; Dinophyceae; Syndiniales; Amoebophryaceae
Source: the annotation of a GenBank genome assembly